Molecule: messenger RNA, 135 nt
Organism: Acaulospora morrowiae
Lineage: Eukaryota; Fungi; Glomeromycota; Glomeromycetes; Diversisporales; Acaulosporaceae
Source: the annotation of a GenBank genome assembly
AGCACAUACUACCAUCCUUUGUUAUCGCUGUCCCUACCUCUAUAAUGAAUUAAGAAAUAUUAGCUAUAAUGACGGAAAUAUUAAGGUUAUUAAAAAGCCUAAAGUCUUGGUAAAAGUUUUUGACAUCAUUAUUAG